UUGUUGCCAUCCAAGAUGGCGACGUCCGCGGCUGACCAAAACACCGCGGAGCAGCCGUCAGAAGAAGACUCAUUAAAUCCUGCUAUGGCCGCCAGCUUCUCGCUCAUUCCUCCACAGCUGCGACAACAUGUGCUGGACUUUCUGGACAAGGAGGUGGGCAGCGACGUCAAAUGUCUGAAGAAGGUUGGCAGCCUGCUGGACAAACUAGAAGAGGACAACCGCAUGUUGGAAGAGCAAGUCUUGUCAGUGUCCAGCUCUGUGCCUCCUCAAGUGUGUGCAGCUUUGUCCGUAGCGGAAGAUGCCAGAUGUUCCAUGGAGGAUCUGCUCAACAAGGAGAAUGUCAUCUCCAAAACAUUGCACCAGCAUCUGGAGGGGGAGCAGCCUUGGAUGGAGACUCUUGGCCAGACUCUUACCCAGCUGGAGACGGUGGAGAGACACAUGAAUUACCUGCGCUGCCUUCAGCACGUUGAAGAGCUCAGCGCUGUCGUCCAGCAGUGUUUGAUGACCAGCAGCGUGUGGGAGGCCAUCAGGGCCGUGGAGAGCAUGGCCAAGAUGGACGCCGGUCUGAGCCAGUCCAAGUGCUCGCACCUCCGCGACUUCCUCCGAGAAACUCUCCAAUUCUGGCACAAGAUCAUCAAAGACCGUCUGGCAGGAGAUUUGGAGAAGGUGCUGACACAGCUUCACUGGCCCAUCAUCUCACCUCCGACCCAAUCCCUGACGCCCUCCGCCAACGGCCAAGAGCUCGCCAGCCAGCUCGAGCUGCUCGUCACACAGCUGCUCGCCCUGCAGACAUCAGACGACCUGGUCUCUCAGGGGACGUCUGCUUCCCCCAAAGCCCAACCCUGCACCCAGCCGACCCCUUUAGCCCCGCCUUCUCCGCAGGCUCCUCCCCUCUGCCUGCCUAUCCAGAUCAUGCUGCAGCCGCUCAGCAAGAGGUUCAGAUACCACUUCCAUGGCAAUCGACAGACCAACACCCUCAGCAAGCCCGAGUGGUAUCUCACGCAGGUGCUGAUGUGGAUCGGGAACAGCACCGCCUUCAUGGAGGAAAAGAUCCAACCUGUCCUGGAGCGAGCCGGUGCCAGCAUCAACGCCAGGGUGGAGCUGUGCCGGGGUCUGCUGUCUUUGGUCCAGGAGAAGGUGGCGGCCGACGUGUCCCGCCUGCUCUACGACGACACGCUCUUCUGCCACCUGGUGGAGGAGGUGCUGCAGUUCGAGAAGGAGCUGCGAGGAAACCACUCCUUCCCCGCCUCGCUUCCCGGCCUGCUCCACCUCCUGCUGGAGGACGCCGUCCUUCAGAAGUGGCUGACCGUGGAGAAGAAGAUGGCGCUGGAGAAGGUGGACGCUAUGCUGUCGGCCGAGGGCGCCUGGAGCUCCCAGUACAAAGACAUCCGGGACAUGGACGAGCUGAAAUCCCCGGAUUGUGCCGAGACCUUCAUGACUCUGCUGCAGGUCAUCACGGAUCGCUACCAGCCUCUACCUUGUGCUUCUGCACAGCUCAAGUUCCUGGAACUGCAGAGAGAACUGGUGGAUGACUUCCGUAUACGCCUCACCCAGGUGAUGAAGGAGGAGUCACGCUGCCCGCUCAGUCCUCGCUAUUGCGCAAUACUGAACGCGGCCAACUACAUUUCCAGCAUCCUGACAGACUGGGGAGACAACGUGUUCUUCCUGCAACUUCAGCAGGCCGCCGUGUCCCUGGGCGAGCAGGCGGUGGUGGGAGGCCUGGGGAUGUUGGAGGUGGGUCGCCUGGCCUCUCUGGAGGGCUCGCUGUUCCAAGGUCUGCUGGCCCUGCUGGAGCGACUGAAAGGGGACAUGAUGGGCAGGCUGCUGGACGCCAUCCUGAGGGACGUCACGGACAGCGCCAACGCAUACUGCCAUGACAGGUGGUUCUCUCAUCCGUCCCAGCACGACAUGUCCGCCAUGACUCUGUCCAGCUCCGCAUGUCCCAUGAUGCUUUGCGUCAGGGACAGUCUGCUCAACCUCCACCAGGUCUUGAGCUGGUCUCUGUUCCAACUGGCUUGGCAGGGCCUCGCGGAGAGACUCGACACGUUUCUCUACCAAGAAGUGAUUCUGUCAAAUCACUUCAGCGAUGGCGGAGCGGCUCAGCUUCAGUUCGACAUGACCAGGAACCUUUUUCCUCUCUUCGGUCACUACUGCAAAAGACCUGAGAACUUUUUCAAACACGUGAAGGAGGCUUGCAUCAUCUUGUGUCUGAACGUGGGCUCCGCCAUCCUUCUGAGGGCUCUCAUCAAGGAGGCCGAGGAGGACGCCGGAGACGAAGCGUCGCCAAAGUCGGCCUUGAACGACAUGGGCGUGUACAACCUGGCUCCCUGCGACGUCUUCAUACUCCUCAACCUGCGAGCCUCCUGGCCCGGCCAGUGA
This is a messenger RNA of Nerophis lumbriciformis (worm pipefish), 2379 nucleotides long. It is a transcript of the gene rint1, whose product is annotated as RAD50 interactor 1. The record is from RefSeq and is a predicted model, not a curated record. Lineage: Eukaryota; Metazoa; Chordata; Actinopteri; Syngnathiformes; Syngnathidae. Gene Ontology annotation, biological process: regulation of ER to Golgi vesicle-mediated transport; retrograde vesicle-mediated transport, Golgi to endoplasmic reticulum; endoplasmic reticulum to Golgi vesicle-mediated transport. Gene Ontology annotation, cellular component: Dsl1/NZR complex.